Molecule: messenger RNA, 722 nt
Organism: Astrephomene gubernaculifera
Lineage: Eukaryota; Viridiplantae; Chlorophyta; Chlorophyceae; Chlamydomonadales; Astrephomenaceae
Source: the annotation of a GenBank genome assembly
CUUUCAGCAGGUAGUUGCUGCCAGCCGCGACCAUGGCCAAGCCCGCUACGUUCAUUGCCCGCGGCAUUACGGCCGAGGGCCGGGCCAAGACCUACAAGCGCAAGGGUCUGUGGGCGAUUAAGAAGAAGAACGGCGGCAAGUUCCCCACGCACGCUAAGAAGGCUGCGCCUGCUCCUGCUGAGGGCAAGGCGCCGCGCUUUUACCCUGCCGAUGAUGUUCCUAAGCCUCUGGCGCACCGGGCUGUGAACAAGCCCACUCAGCUCAGGGCCAGCAUUACGCCAGGAACAGUCCUGAUUCUGCUGGCGGGCCGCUUUAAGGGCAAGAGGGUCGUCUUCCUCGGCCAGCUGCCCUCGGGCCUGCUGCUGGUGACCGGCCCCUUCAAGCUGAACGGCGUGCCGGCGCGCCGCGUGAACGCGGCGUACGUCAUCGCCACCAGCACCAAGGUGGAGCUGCCUCAGCUGGACCUCUCCAAGUUCACUGACAGCUACUUCAAGGCUGCGGAGAGCAAGAGCGAGAAGGAGUUCUUCACCGCUGCUGACGCCAAGAAGAAGGAGCUCAGCCAGGAGUACAUUGCUAACCAGAAGACCCUGGACGCUGCCCUGCUGCCCGCCCUGUCCGCUGAGCUGAAGGGCUACCUGUCCACCCGCUUCACGCUCAAGGACGGCGACCGGCCGCACCUGAUGAAGUUCUAAGCAGGAGGGCGCUGUGUAGAGCUGGGGGAG